AUGGUAGAAGAAAUAUGGGAAGAGCUUGCUAAAGAAAAAUACAUGGAGUGGGAACUUGCUUCUGCUUGGCGCUCGUGGGAAUUGAAUAGUUUGAAGGAAACUUGUGAAGCUGCUCUUAAUCAACAACGUGCUUUAGAGAUGUCUAGAACAGAAGAUUCCUCGGAAGAAGCCUAUACUUCCCAUACUGAGCAAUUGAAAGCUCUUGAUCGAGUGUUUGAGAAAGUUGCAGAAGACGACAAACCAACUGAGGUGCCAGAUUACUUGUGUUGCAAAAUUACUCUUGAGAUAUUCCGAUAUCCUGUGAUAUCUCCAAGUGGGGUUACGUAUGAAAGAGCAGCAAUCCUUGAGCAUAUUAACAAGGUGGGAAAGUUUGAUCCUAUAACGCGUGAAUCCAUCAAAACUGGUUCCAAAUCUGGCUAUCAAAGAGGCACUGGCAUCUUAUCUUGA
This is a messenger RNA of Eruca vesicaria subsp. sativa (arugula), 447 nucleotides long. NCBI's taxonomy places the organism in Eukaryota, Viridiplantae, Streptophyta, Magnoliopsida, Brassicales, Brassicaceae. The record is from the annotation of a GenBank genome assembly.